Messenger RNA from Mauremys reevesii (Reeves's turtle), 4277 nucleotides. It is a transcript of the gene GALNT16, whose product is annotated as polypeptide N-acetylgalactosaminyltransferase 16. Gene Ontology annotation, cellular component: Golgi apparatus. The transcript is spliced from 16 exons. Bases 213 to 1916 code for a protein of 567 amino acids. NCBI's taxonomy places the organism in Eukaryota, Metazoa, Chordata, Testudines, Geoemydidae. The record is from RefSeq and is a predicted model, not a curated record.
GUCUCCCCCUGGUUUGUGACUUGCUCUGGAGUCAGGCAGGAGGACUGAGGCGUGAGAGCAGAGCUAACACAAACAGCUGUGACUGUAAGAGCCAGCCAGAGAGAGGGAGAAUCCUGUCACCAGCACCCUCCUCUCCCCCACCUCCCUGACCCUUCUCUCGUCUGAGCCCCAACCUCGUCUCCAGUUCAUCAGGCUCCACUGGGGCUUUCGGGAUGAGGAGGAUCAGGGCUAAUGCCAUUGCAAUCCUGACCGUAGCCUGGAUCCUGGGCACUUUCUAUUACUUAUGGCAGGACAACAAGCCUCAUUCAGCAGCAUCCAGCAGAUCUCCUAGCAGCAGCGGCAGGAAUGGGCAGAGAUCAGCUGCGAGGCUGGAGAGCCACAGGGAAGAUGGGACCAUCCCCCUCACGGUGACCAGAGUCCCCCAAGCAGAGAAGAGCAACCUGAGGGGUUUGGAUGAAAAGGCUUACCUGUCCUCCAAGCUGCUGAAGGCCGGAGAAGACCCAUACCGACAACAUGCUUUUAACCAGAUGGAGAGCGACAAACUGAGCAGUGACCGGCCCAUUCGGGACACAAGGCAUUACAGAUGUGCUUCUGUGCACUAUGACGCAGACCUGCCAGCAACCAGCAUCAUCAUCACCUUUCACAACGAGGCUCGCUCCACCCUGCUCCGCACAGUGAAGAGUGUUAUGAACCGCACCCCUGCCAAUCUCAUUCAGGAGAUCAUUUUAGUGGAUGACUUCAGCUCAGAUCCUGAGGACUGCCAGCUCCUUACCAAGAUCCCAAAGGUCAAGUGUCUACGCAACAGUCGGCGAGAAGGGCUGAUUCGCUCUCGAGUGCGAGGGGCCGAGGUGGCGAUGGCUGAGGUUCUCACCUUCCUGGACAGUCACUGUGAGGUGAACAGCGAGUGGCUGCAGCCGAUGCUUCAGAGAGUGAAAGAGGAUUAUACCCGAGUGGUGAGUCCAAUCAUCGAUGUGAUCAGCCUGGAUAAUUUUGCCUACCUGGCAGCCUCAGCCGAUCUGAGGGGAGGGUUUGACUGGAGCCUUCACUUUAAGUGGGAGCAGAUCCCUAUAGAGCAGAAGAUGUCCAGAACAGACCCAACCCAGUCCAUAAGAACACCUGUCAUAGCGGGAGGCAUUUUUGUGAUCGAUAAGUCUUGGUUUAACCAUCUGGGAAAAUAUGACACUCAGAUGGACAUCUGGGGAGGAGAGAAUUUUGAGCUCUCCUUCCGAGUGUGGAUGUGUGGUGGCAGCUUGGAGAUUGUUCCCUGCAGUCGAGUCGGCCACGUGUUCAGAAAACGCCACCCCUAUGACUUUCCAGAGGGCAAUGCACUGACCUAUAUCAAGAACACCAAACGCACAGCAGAGGUGUGGAUGGAUGAGUACAAACAGUACUACUACGAGGCCCGGCCUUCUGCCAUCGGGAAGUCAUUUGGAAGUAUUGCAGACCGCAUGGAGCAACGCAGGAAACUAAACUGUAAAUCCUUCCAGUGGUACCUGGAGAAUGUCUACCCAGAGCUCAAGGUUCCUGAAAAGGAGCUGGUUCCUGGGAUUAUCAGACAAGGAGGACAUUGCCUGGAGUCUUGGGGCCAGGACGCAGCAGGAAAUUCUGUGGCUGGUGUGGGAGGCUGCAAAGGGACAGUGAGCAAUCCCCCUGUCAGCCAGGAGUGGGUCUUCAGUGACCCUUUAAUUAGACAGCAGGACAAGUGUCUCUCCAUCACCUCCUUCUCCACCGGAUCUCAGAUUACACUGGAAGCAUGCAAUCAGAAAGAUGGCAGACAGAAAUGGAAGAUGAAAGGCAGUUUCAUUCAGCAUUUUGUCAGCGGCCUCUGCCUGGAAAACCAGUCCAGCAGGGUGGUGACCAACCCAUGCCAAUCGGAAAUACCCGGCCAACAGUGGGAGCUGCUACAAGCCACAUGAUGGUAGCCCGGAAACCUCUAUGUUUCUUUUUGCAUGAGACUUUGGGAAUGGAAGGGGUUAGGGUGGGGACUAAAGGUUUAUUAUUUCUAACCCUAAUGUUUCGAUUGUGAUCAUCAGCAAGUCACCAUUUCAGCUGAACAUUCACUGCUUUUGAACUUUUAAGAAAGAAGUCAGGGGAGGGGGGAUAAGAAGCGGCACGGAAAUUGAUCCAUCUGUUUCUUCUCCGCUGUAACUGACAUCCUCAUACAACAGCAAUCAGAGGUAGGAGAGGGCACAGCCCAAUAGCCGAAUAGAGCUCAGAGCGACGAGUACUGACUAACAGUUCUCUCCUUACUUUGCAUUGAAAUUUAUGAUCUUCAGUCCUGUGAAUUCCAUGUAACCAGUGCUCUUGACAACGCUUCUACAACCUCUUGGUGGCUCCUGGGCUGCACUGGCUUUCCUCUGUAACAUCUUGUGUUAUUUUUGUGUGUUGUCUCGAACUGCUGCAAUGAGGUUGCUUUGUGGGAAAUGCAACAUGACUAAUGCCUGGGUUGGGAGAUGGGCAGUGGAUCUUAGGGGCAGGGACUGUGUUGGGAGAGGGCCCUAGCACACGAGGGCAUCAUUCGUGGUUGGUCUGCAGGCACUGCCAUUGUACACAUAAUUUGUAAAAUGGAUGGGGAAUGGACAGAGGAGGGGAAAUGGACAGGGGGGCAACGGGGGAAGGUUUGUAAUUGUGCAGUGUUCCACUGGAUCAUGUCAAAGUCAUUCCUUCCAGAGAUUCCCAUUUCCUAUGGCAAAUAGCCAUGAGGGUCAGGAAGGCUUCUGUGGUGAGAUCUUAGAGAGGCCAAUACCAUUGCAGUAGGUGGUAAUCCAAACCCAACUCUCAUUAACCAGUCAGAUUGGUGUGCUUCAUAUGACUGAGUCCUAGGAUAGGAUGCAAGCUUAUUAUGAAAUGUCAGUAUCUGUAUAACAGCCCCUGCUCUUGUACCCUACACCCAGGGAACUGAUGAAAUAGCCAGGCUCUAGCCUGUGUAUGUCCUUCCUCCCCCAGUGAUAUUCUGCUGUGAGUUGACCUGACAUUCAGAAAAUGACUGGCUAAACUCUCUGGGAUAUAGGAGGUUGCUGGAGGUUACUCUGAGACUGAUAGAUCUGAUGCUACAACUGCUAGGAAAUGUCUGUUAAGCCCCACCCUAAAGGCAUUCCAUGGCACUGCACUGACAGUGUGUGUUGGUGUAUUCUGUGAUGACAGGCCAAGCAAUGUUGGGAGGGAGAAGUUGGAGGAACCCGUAUUGCUUCCAUCUGCCUUUCCUCGGCUGGGAUGCACUAACACAGAGAGAGUUCAACCCCCUGGGUAAUUACUGUGUUCUAACUGUAGGUUAUGCCAAAGGAGCACAGUGAAAUCGCAACAUGUGCGUGCAUGUGCUGCCCAUGUGAAUACAGCCUGGGGUAACAGCUCUCCCUUUACUAACCUUCACCCUCUCUCAAAGACAGGCAGCUAAAAGGUUUGAGGAUUUUUCUGCUCUUCUUUCAUUAGCUCUUCCCAGCCGAGAAAACCAACUUUUUCUCCAAAGGGUUAGUACUCACCCACCCACCUUCCCUUUUCUGAACUUACUCCCCAUUCCAUUAGUGCUCACACUAGGGCACUUCCUUGUGCUCUCUCUCACUUCUGAAUGGGGAUGCAUACACUCCGAGUGUUUGGUGACUCACACCCCAACCUUUUCCAUUUUCAUCCAAGAAUUCACCCCUCUGCUAUUGGCACAAAGGGGCUCUGAUCACCAGAAUCUGCCAUUCCUAACCCCUUCACUGCCAGACAGACAAAGUGUGCCCAUAAACGCCUCCAGUUUUUCUUUUACUUAACUGAAUAUGGUGCGGAAAGGCCUGGCACUGGGAAUACUUGUGUAUCCCAAGUUGUGAAGGAGUUAGCAGAGCUGAGCCUUUUUCUUCUUCAUCCAGGAGUCCAAAUGUCUCCUAAAGAAAUAGCAUCAGGAUACAAAUCCGUACAUAGAGAACAAUCUGUCUGUGCUACAUACGAGGUUAUCAAAAUAGGGGAAACAUUAAAAAUCUAGUAGAUUUUUCUUAUGCUGUUUGCUUUUUACAAAUAGAACAGCCAGUUUCACUUUCUGUUUCUAACUAGUAUCCCUUUGUUUUCUGGGAUAUCCCAGAAAACUAGUUUCUAACUAGUAUCCCAGUUGUGCGUGGAGUUUGAGUUCCCAGAGUUGCAGGAGGUGGUUUACAUCUGGGAAAAAAACCAAAACUGUUUUAAUUAACAAGCCUAUUAAACCCUUUGUAUUGCUGUUGGAUUUUGUAAUCCUCACAACCACCACUAGAACCGGGCAAAUAUAGCAAAACAAUGAGUGUAUUUCUUUAAAUUCUAAACAGCUG